AUGAAUAGUAAAAUCCGUAGGAAUUUUUCCUUUUAUUCCAUUGAUUCAAAUAAUGAUGGAAAGACUUUUUACAGAUCAUUUAGAUUUGUUUGUUUAGGUGUAUGUAUUAUAGGAACUUUAUAUCUAUCAUUAAAUAAUUCAUAUGAAUAUAAUACUUCUGAAGCAAUACAUUUUAAUAAUGUAAAUUCAAGAACAUUAGCUGAGGUAAGCGUUUUAAAUGCGCCAUCAUUAGGAAAUGAAAAUUUUAAAAAUGGUCAUAAAACAAAUAUUCAGAAUACUAGAAGUUGCUGUCAAAAUGAUGAUAACACAAAUAAUGAGGAAAAUGAAAAUAAUGAAUCAGAAAAUAGCACAAAUGAUAUUGAUAAUAGACGACAAUUAAAAAAACAAAAAUUACAGGAUAAAAUAGAUGCUUUAACAUCAAUUCCAUCAAGUGAACGUCUUAUGAAAUUAUGGAAACAAACAAUAGAUGUAUGUACAGAAGGAUUACAAUCCGUUAGAAAUGAAUUAUCCGAAUAUAAAGAAAAAUAUGGAGAAGGCUAUGAAGAUAUCAGAAGGAAUGGAACUAAAACAGACAGAACAGAUUAUCAUAAGGAAUUUGAUCAAAGAUUAUCCAUUCAUCAAGAUUAUUAUACGAGUAAAUUUAAUGAUUUAAUUCAAAAAGAACUAACAGUUGAUGAACUAAGAACCUUUAUCCUUAUAUUUAUAGGAUUUUUCCAUAAUUUGAUUGAUUAUCUUUUUCAUAGAUAUAAAAUUAAAUAUAUGCAAGUAGGUAUGUCUAUACCAACAGAAGGAACAAUUAAUGAAACACCAGCAGAAAGACGAAGACGUCAAAUAGAAGAAAAACGUGAAGACAAACUUAAACAAAAGGUUGAAGAGUAUCCUGGAGAAAACGUUCAAGAGAAUCCUGAAGAAAAUUUUAAUGAAACAAAAAAGAAAAAACACAAAAGAAGAAAACACAAAAAAAGAAAAAACAAAAAAAGAAAAAACAAAAAAGAAGAUGUUGAAGAAUAUUUUGAAGAGAACCACAAAGAAAACGCUGACGAAAACCCUGAAGAAAACAUCGAAGAAAACCAAGAAUAA
This is a messenger RNA of Plasmodium adleri (nom. inval.), 1080 nucleotides long. RefSeq names its product Plasmodium exported protein (PHISTa), unknown function. NCBI's taxonomy places the organism in Eukaryota, Apicomplexa, Aconoidasida, Haemosporida, Plasmodiidae. The transcript is spliced from 2 exons. The record is from RefSeq and is a predicted model, not a curated record. The coding region runs from base 1 to 1080 and encodes 359 amino acids.